Molecule: messenger RNA, 1394 nt
Organism: Schizosaccharomyces japonicus yFS275
Lineage: Eukaryota; Fungi; Ascomycota; Schizosaccharomycetes; Schizosaccharomycetales; Schizosaccharomycetaceae
Product: protein phosphatase regulatory subunit Sds22
Exons: 2
Coding region: 269-1288 (339 amino acids)
Biological process (GO): positive regulation of mitotic metaphase/anaphase transition; positive regulation of mitotic sister chromatid separation
Cellular component (GO): cytoplasm; nucleus; PTW/PP1 phosphatase complex
Molecular function (GO): protein phosphatase regulator activity; protein phosphatase activator activity
Source: RefSeq, a predicted model, not a curated record
UAUGAUUUAUAACAGUAGAAAACUUUUUGUUGUUUAAGCCCUAACAAUUUACAUAUUAAGGAAUAACGAAUUUUGUCAGUCGCGAAUAUAAGCGCUUUUUGUUCGUUAGUCACCUUGACCACAGCAAUUUCGGAGAUUCUUCACGAUAUCUUUGUAAAACAUACAAACAGUGAGCUGUGUUUCUUUAUUAACUUUAGUCUUUUAACGACUGCUUAUUUUUGGCUACUUACCGUAUUUUCUACGAUCAAUUAAAACAAUUAUUAUCGCAAUGAGUGAUACUUCUACGGAUAACGAAGAAAAUGCUAAACAAUUACAACAGCAGACACAAAAAACUAUAAUCGAUGACCCAAAUGUUGAACAAAUUGAAGCUGAUGAAGAUUUACUUUCAGAGUUGCCGAAUGAUAUUGAUGCUAUAGACUUGAUCAAUGCAAGAGUUUCGAGCAUGGGAAAUCUUGGACUGCAGAGAUUUACCAAUUUAGAGAAUUUAUGCCUUCGCCAAAAUCGAAUUCAUAAAAUUGAAUGUGUUCCGACAAGCUUGAAAGAAUUGGAUCUUUACGACAAUCUUAUUACAAAAAUUGAAGGUUUGGAACAGAGCACAGAUCUGAUUAAUUUGGAUCUGUCAUUCAAUAAUAUCAAGAAAAUUAAGAAUGUUGAUCAUCUAAAGAAUUUGGAAAAUUUGUACUUUGUACAGAACCGCAUUCGAAAGAUUGAGAAUUUAGAGGGCCUAAGUAAACUAACUAACCUUGAACUUGGUGGAAACAAAAUCCGUGUUAUCGAGAACUUGGAUACUCUUAAGAAUUUAAAGGAAUUAUGGUUAGGAAAGAACAAGAUUACUGUACUACAGAACUUGGAAAAUCUCACAAACUUGCGACUUCUUUCAAUUCAAUCCAAUCGUAUACUGCGUUUUGAAAAUUUAUCUGGUUUGGCUAAUUGUUUGGAAGAACUUUAUAUUUCGUACAAUGGUCUGACAUCUCUGGAAGGAAUUGAAGUGCUUACAAACUUGCGAACUCUUGACGUUUCAAAUAACCGUAUUGAACAUCUUACCCAUCUGAAGGGCUUAAAGCAUCUUGAAGAAUUGUGGGCAAGCAACAACCAGAUCUCUUCAUUUGCAGAAGUCGAAGAGCAACUCGGUGAUAAAGAAGAGCUGAACACCGUGUACUUUGAAGGAAAUCCGUUACAGACAUCCAAUCGCGCUGCGUAUGUCAACAAAGUUCGACUUUGUUUACCCCAAAUUCGCCAACUAGAUGCUACCUUUUUGUCCGCUCAAACUACUUUUGCGAAACCUUAAGAUCUUUGAUUGGUCACAUACCGAACGUUUACUUUGCAUUUUUGCUCCUAAAAAAUGCAAUAAUAGUUUAUGAUGAUUUAUCUGAAUAAAAUAAUUUACAAAAGAG